AGAGUCGUAUAUAUUUGCCGUACUCAGCGCAACAGGUUAUCCGAACCAUAAUUUUAUUUGGUAGCUCCCCAAACGUUCUCUCCAAUUUCAAAACCCUAAUCCUCCAGCUCCAGCCCUUUCUGCUUCGCUGCGAUCCCCAAUUUUCAUCGGAGGACAAUGAGCAGUCGGAGUAUGAGCAGAACUCUUUAUGUUGGGAAUCUGCCCGGCGAUAUACGCGAGAGAGAGGUGGAAGAUUUGUUUUUCAAGUACGGACGCAUAGCUCAUAUUGACCUGAAGGUCCCCCCAAGGCCUCCUGGUUAUGCAUUUGUUGAGUUUGAAGACUCUCGUGAUGCUGAAGAUGCACUCCGUGGUCGUGAUGGCUAUGAUUUUGAUGGGCAUCGUUUAAGAGUUGAACUUGCACAUGGAGGGCGUGGGCAUUCAUCUUCUUCAGAUCGUCAUAGUAAUUAUAGUGGUGGGCGAGGUGGACGUGGGAUGUCCAGGCGCUCAGAUUAUCGUGUGUUAGUCAGUGAACUUCCCCCUUCCGCUUCAUGGCAAGAUCUUAAGGAUCAUAUGCGACGGGCGGGAGAUGUCUGUUUCUCCCAAGUUUUUCGUGAUGGUAGUGGCACAACAGGGAUUGUAGACUACACAAACUUAGAAGAUAUGAAGUAUGCGAUCAAAAAGCUUGAUGGCUCGGAGUUCCGAAAUGCUUUUGACCGCCAAUCUGUUCGCGUGAGGGAAUAUGAUGCGAAGAGGGACUCGUCUAGGAGCCCUAGUCGCGGUCGAUCUCAUUCAAGAGGCAGGAGCUAUAGUCGCAGUCGUAGUCCAAGUUAUGGCCGGGGCAGAAGCAGGAGCAAGUCUCCAAAAACCAAAUCUUCACGCCUCUCACCCGCUAGAUCUCGAUCAAGAUCUGCUUCUCUCCCCCGUUCGCGAUCAAGGUCUCGCUCUCCAUCAGGAUCACGAUCAAGAAGCAGAUCUCCAGUGCCUUCGAAACGCAUAAGUAAAAGCCCUAAGAAGCACAUUAGUAAAAGUCCAAAGAAGCGUAGUGCCAGCAGGAGUCCAAUCCGGAGCAGGAGCAGGAGCAAGAGUUUGUCACGGUGAUGUGAUGCUAUCCCUGACCUGAAUUUAUCGCUUGGGGGAAGUUUACAAUCUUUGUUAAAGGACUGGAAUUCGGGCGACUUUUAUUUAGCGGACUUUUAAGUUUAUGGAUGGAUUCGUUUUUAAAAUCGUUGUGUCUGUUACAUUGUUUAUUGUGGCGAACUGUUGUUUAACUGAAACUGGUGUUUUACCAUCUUUGCACUUUGUAAUGCAUUUGAGAUUUUUAGCUACA
This is a messenger RNA of Pyrus x bretschneideri (Chinese white pear), 1306 nucleotides long. Its product is annotated as serine/arginine-rich-splicing factor SR34. The record is from RefSeq and is a predicted model, not a curated record. Gene Ontology annotation, molecular function: mRNA binding. Bases 157 to 1077 code for a protein of 306 amino acids. Gene Ontology annotation, cellular component: nucleus; cytoplasm; ribonucleoprotein complex. The transcript has 14 exons. NCBI's taxonomy places the organism in Eukaryota, Viridiplantae, Streptophyta, Magnoliopsida, Rosales, Rosaceae.